This is a messenger RNA of Polyodon spathula (Mississippi paddlefish), 4088 nucleotides long. Its product is annotated as TATA element modulatory factor-like. The coding region runs from base 299 to 3661 and encodes 1120 amino acids. The record is from RefSeq and is a predicted model, not a curated record. The transcript has 17 exons. Gene Ontology annotation, cellular component: Golgi apparatus; endoplasmic reticulum. Lineage: Eukaryota; Metazoa; Chordata; Actinopteri; Acipenseriformes; Polyodontidae.
GUUUGGGACUACGUGGAAAGGAAGUGGUGUGUGAAAUGAUGUCAAAACAAGACGAUGUUGCUCAUCUGUCCAACACAACUUCAACAUGUUGGUGGUUUUGUGCUGUAUGUAAUAGCAGUUUGAUUUUGCAUCAGAACAGCAGUUAAUCACAUAACAGACGAUUUCGUUAUUUGUUUACACAUUUGUAAGCCCGAUGACAGUUCCGGGCCUGGAAUGCAUACAGUCGCUUAUGUAGUUGUCGCCAGUUAAGUUAUUAGUGGCUUAGUAUACUACAUCGAAGUGGGUUUUAAACCUAGAGAUGAGUUGGUUUAAUGCAACUCACUUGUCUAGUUUUGCCAAACAGGCUUUUACGACAGCUCAGAAAUCAAUCGACAGGGUUUUGGACAUCAAGGAGGAAGACCAAUGGGGAGACACUGUAAUGCCUUCAUAUGAUGUACCUGGAACAGGUUCUUCAGCAAGUGGGGGGUGGGGUACCACUCAGUGGGCAUCUCCCCCAGAAGAAUCCAUAAGUUCUGGAUCUACAGAAGCAAUCACGACCCCUGUCACAAGGACCGUUGUGGACGAAUCUGAACAUUUCUUCAGUGUCUUUUUGUCUUCAACAGACCUACAAAGUGUCAAAAAUACUCCAGUGGUUUCAAUACCUCCUACAAAAGCACCUAGGCCCAAAGAGGAAAAUAAAGAAAUAAGUGAUACUUCAAAUUCUAGGCAGACAGAUUUGGUUGAAACAACUGGGAAGCUGGAAAUAAAAGCCCAAACUGAUCCCAGACCUGAGAAUAUUGAACUAACAAAGUCUGAUUUGGAUGUGGCUACUGAUGGACAGGAAACACUAAAAGAGUGCAAGGGGGAAUGUGUUAAUGAAGAAAAAAUAAGUGAUAACUCUAUAAAAAUAGAGUUUUCUGAAGUGAAACUAAACCAGUCUGUUUCACCCACCAGUACAAGUACAAAGGCAACUGCUGGGAAUGGGCAAUCUGUUGGGAGUCCUCCUGACAGCCCCGCAAAACCACACACAGAAUCCUCAAAAGACUUGAUACUGGAUUCAAAAGACGCCAAAUCUGAAGACAGGCAGAGCCACACGCCUUCGCCUCCUGUCAGCACUUUCUCUUCAGGAACAUCAACAACGAGCGACAUUGAGGUGCUUGACCAUGACAGUGUCAUAAGCGAGAGCUCAGCCAGUUCAAGACAAGAGUCUAACGAAUCCAAAGCUAGUUUGCAUUUAAUGCAGACUUCUUUUCAGCUUUUGUCUGCUUCUGCCUGCUCAGACUUCCAGCGUCUGGACGACUAUCAGAAGCUCACGGAGAGCUCUGGCUCCUCGGAUGCUUUUGAGAGAAUCGACUCUUUCAGCAUGCAAACCCUUGAUAGCCGGAGUGUUAGUGAAAUAAACUCGGAUGAUGAAUUGCCAGGCCGAGCUUGCACCUUGGCUUCAGUUACCACAAGCCGCACUGCUUCAACUCCUGUGGCAGCAAAUCCAGAUGAGAGCAAAAGUGAAGAACUGAAUGACACCGUGAAAGACAGGUCUCUGGAAGAGAAUGAAAUGGAAGAGAGUUGUCGCAGUGCAACUCCUGUUAAUUGCGAAGAACCUGAAGAAUUGAUAGAGUCUGAUCAAGCAAGUUCAGUGUUCUGCACAGUGACUGAUGAGCCCGAACAGACUUCAGUCCACCCUACAAGCAAGGAAGGCCAGGCAAACCCAGUUUAUCAUAAUAUGCAAAAGGUUAUUGAUGAUCUGACGAUCAGACUGGAAAAGAGAGAAACCCAGAUAUUAGCUGUCAGUAAAGACAAAGCAAGACUGGAAGAAGAAUAUGACAAUCUUAAAGAUGAGAUGAUAAACCUGAAGGAAGAAUGUUGCAGUGUUCAGUCUCUUAAAGAAGAGUUUACCCAGCGAAUCGCUGAUGCUGAAAAGAAAGCACAGCUAGCCUGCAAAGAAAGAGAUGCAUUGAAGAAGGAAGUGAAAACACUUAAAGAGGAACUGUCUACAAGACUUAAUUCAAAUGAGACCGCUGAAAUUAUCAAGGAGAAGGAUGAGCAAAUCAAGGGUCUGCUUGAAGAAGGUGAAAAACUUUCCAAACAGCAACUUCACAAUUCCAACAGCAUAAAGAAGCUGAGAGUGAAGGACAAAGAAAAUGAAAGCCUGCUCUCAAAACAAAGCAAAAAAAUCAAGGAGUUGGAAGAGGAGCUGAAGCAUUUGCAGCAGGUGUUGGAUGGCAAAGAGGAAGUGGAAAGGCAGCACCGUGAAAGCAUUAAGAAGCUGAACAGUGUGGUCGAGAGGCAGGAGAAUGAGCUGAGCAGGCACCAGACAGACCUGGAGGAGUUUCAAGAGACAAACCGCAGCCUCCAGGCAGCUCUGGAUAAUUCCUACAAGGAGCUUGCAGAGUUGCACAGAGCAAAUGCUACCAAGGACAGUAAAGCUCAGGAGGCUGCACUUAGCCGGGAGAUACAGGCCAAGGAGCAGUUGAGCGUGGCACUGGAAAAGGCCCGGGAAGAGUCAAGAAUGCAACAGGAGGCCUUAGCAAUGCAGGUAGGAGACCUGAGGUUGGCUUUGCAGAGAGCAGAGCAGCAACAAGGUAGAAAGGAGGAUUAUCUCCGUGAAGAGAUCAGUGAAUUACAGCAGAGACUUCAAGGAGCAGAAUCUCGUAACCAAGAACUGAGCCAGAGUGUUACAUCAGCAACAAGACCAUUACUCCGACAGAUUGAAAACCUACAGGCAACACUUGGGGCACAAACCACCUCCUGGGAGAAACUUGAGAAGAACAUCUCAGAUAGGCUUGCUGAUGCUCAAGCACAGCUGGCAGCUGCAGUGGAGAAAGAGCGUGCCGCUAUAGAAGAGCUUCUUACUAUAAAAUCCCAGAUGGCAACUAUAGAGUCCCAGAACAGUCUCAUCCGCCAAGAGAAGAGCCUCCUGCAGGUUCAGCUGGAGUCAGAGAAAUCCAAGCGAGAGAGACUGGAGGAUGAAAGCAGCAGGGAGCAUGAAGAGUUGGAAAAUGUGAAGGCUGACUACACAAGACUACUGGAGGAAUCUAAAAAGCAAAAGAUGCUUCUAACAAGUCAGUUAGAAAUGGAGAAACUGAAGGUUGAGCAAGAAAAGAAGAAAUAUUUUCUAUCUCAAGAAGCAUUAAAGGAAAAGGAAAGAAAAGCCUUUGUUCAUCCUGCCCUAGAAGCAACUACUUUAGCAACUCCAACCUUAUCCCGGUCGAGCUCUAUCAGUGGGGUUGAUAUGGCAAGCUUACAUUCGUCCUUCCUUGCACAGGAUGAUGCCCUUGAUCACUCAUUUGGACCAAUGACCACAACUGCUAGUGGAAGUAAUCUUUAUGAUGCUGUUCGGAUGGGGGCAGGAUCCAGCGUUAUUGAAAACCUGCAGUCUCAGCUGAAGCUACGGGAAGGGGAGAUAAUGCAGCUUCAGUUUGAAAUUUCAAACCUAGAAAAAACACGGACAGUAAUGGCAGAGGAGUUGGUGAAAUUAACCAAUCAAAAUGAUGAACUUGAAGAUCAGGUAAAGGAAAUUCCCAGGCUGCGUGUCCAGCUAAGGGACCUUGACCAGAGAUACAACACCAUUUUACAGAUGUAUGGUGAGAAAGCAGAAGAAGCAGAGGAGCUUCGACUUGACCUAGAAGAUGUGAAGAGCGUGUACAAAAUCCAAAUAGAUGAACUUUUGAAAACAAAGAAAUAACUAAAACCUCCCUGCAGAACUAUGUCACCAUGUUUAGUACGAGAAAAAAUUGAAUGAAGACUGGAACAUAGUUGUACAUAGCUAAGCAAACAGCUGCAUUAUCUCAAAUAACGUAUUUGUUACCCCCAAUGUUCCCCUGUAAAAAUGUGAAUUAAAACAAAAUUAAUCAUGAUGAUCCAUUCCUUUACAGCAGGGGUCUCCAGCCCUGGUCCUGGAGAGCCCUAUCCAGCAGGUUUUGUAGGUGUCUUUACAUCAUCAGUGGCUAAAGAUCUGGAAAACCUGUUAGUCUUUCUAAUUAUCAUUUUUGGCCAUUGUUUUUUUUCACUAGGAAUUGCAUGUGUAUUAAAUUAUGAAAAUUAUGAAAGAUUGUUUUAUUGAAGUGGCAGUAUGUUUGUAAUUGAAGGCACCUUUUGUAAUUAACGCUAGU